AUGCUAGACCCGUUAACCUUUGGACUAGGGAAAAAGGUUGCUCCUACAUCUAUAGCGUCUCCUGCUGCUACAUCUAUAGCUCCUGCUGCAGCUCCAUCCAUAUCUCCUCCUGCGGCUACAAGUACAAAUCAUUCAAGACGUGCAUCUUCAUCUCCCUCUCGAAAUUCUUCUCGAGCAAGAACACAGGAAACAGAUACCGAAGGUGGUGGCCGGACACAGGUGCCACCCACAGGUGCCACUCGCAUACAACCUACGAGAAAAGUCAAACACAAAUCUCAAACACUAAAUGCACCGUAUGUGAAACUCACGCCAAUUUCGGAUGAUCAGUCAGAUCUUAUGGACGUCGACUCAAUGGAAGAUGAGAAGACUGUCCGGUCAAAUACAUCUUCCAUAAUGAAACCUCCAAUCAUCGGUCAAGGGUGUGGAAAUCCUGUUUGCGUUAGUUUGAGUGAAAACGAUCACGGAUGCGUGGAUGCAUCUCCGGAUCCAGAAACAGGUCACAUCAGCGUGACGGAAGCUACGUUUUUAUGCCCCAGAUGCCAUCGCGUCAGACGUCUCGCAAUGAAUGAUUUCUUGCAUCGCAACUAUUUCCCAUUGCUUGCGAUCUUCUUAUCAUGGAGUGGCUUCCGAACUCCAUUCCCUACACACAUCAUUAAGUCAACGCUGGAGGAACAUUUUCGUCGAGACACAACCAGGGUGCGGAUUGUCACACGUGCACUGAAAGCGGGCAACAAUCGUCCAUCGGCCAUGAAGCCUCAUUUCGAUUGGUUGCGACAAAUUUCCUAUUUGGCAAAUAUGUUGAUAUUUGUGAAUACACACUCGGAUGCAAACACGGGACAUCUUGUGGUGGCAGGAAAUGAGCACAAUCCUCUGUCAGUCCCAAUCAAUGAGCUUCUAUCGAAUUACAUCGGCGACGACAAUUUAAGGGAUGCAGCACAUGCUAUCUCUGCCAUUAACAAGAGGCCAAGUGUUGGGCCCUGCAUGCGUGGCAUGAUUAUCUGCGCAUGUGGAUCCACAGGACGAGUGACUGACAGUGCCUAUCUACUGAAACGGAUUGUUGAAAAGUAA
Molecule: messenger RNA, 1068 nt
Organism: Suillus bovinus
Lineage: Eukaryota; Fungi; Basidiomycota; Agaricomycetes; Boletales; Suillaceae
Exons: 5
Coding region: 1-1068 (355 amino acids)
Source: RefSeq, a predicted model, not a curated record